This is a messenger RNA of Engraulis encrasicolus (European anchovy), 4596 nucleotides long. It is a transcript of the gene wasf2, whose product is annotated as WASP family member 2. Gene Ontology annotation, biological process: actin cytoskeleton organization; positive regulation of Arp2/3 complex-mediated actin nucleation. Gene Ontology annotation, molecular function: actin binding; Arp2/3 complex binding; protein kinase A regulatory subunit binding. Gene Ontology annotation, cellular component: cytoskeleton; SCAR complex; lamellipodium. The record is from RefSeq and is a predicted model, not a curated record. The transcript has 9 exons. NCBI's taxonomy places the organism in Eukaryota, Metazoa, Chordata, Actinopteri, Clupeiformes, Engraulidae. Bases 157 to 1590 code for a protein of 477 amino acids.
GUCACGACGUGUUGUAGUUCCGCAAAUCUCAAGUAGACGAUUUGGGCCCACCUUAAAGAAGCAUAAAACUUCAAAUGCAAUCAACGUUCUCAUAUCUUCAAGUGUGAAUACUUCGUCCGCUUACACUUGGGUGACGCUACCCAGUGGACAGCCACCAUGCCUCUGGUGACGCGUAACAUCGAGCCCCGGCACCUGUGCCGCCAGACGCUGCCCAACAGCGUAAAGAGCGAGCUGGAGUGCGUCACCAACAUCACCCUCGCCAACAUCAUACGCCAGCUCGGAUCACUCAGUAAAUAUGCGGAGGAUGUCUUUGGCGAGUUGUUUGUGCAGGCCAGCACGUUUGCAGAGCGCGUGAGUACCCUGGGGGAGAGAGUGGACAGGCUGCAGGUUAAAGUCACACAGCUGGACCCCAAAGAGGAAGAGGUGUCUCUACAGGCCAUCACUACUCGUAAGGCCUUCCGCUCCAGCCUGACCCAGGACCAGCAGCUCUUCAUCCGCCUCUCCUUGCCCAUACCUGUGCACGAAACCUACCUGGUCUGCGAUAAGCCGCCGCCCCUCAACAACCUCAGCGUGUACAGGGAGGAUGGCAAGGAGGCGCUGAAGUUCUACACCGACCCGUCCUACUUCUUCGACCUGUGGAAGGAGCAGAUGCUUCAGGACACCAAAGACAUCAUGAAGGAGAAACGCAAGCACAGGAGAGAGAAGAAGGAUAAUCCCAACAGCAGGAACCGAAACCCACGCAAGAUUAAGACCCGCAAGGAUGAGUGGGAACGCCUCAAAAUGGGACAGGAGUUUGUGGUGCCCAAACACGACAAUGACAGGAACUCGUCCGAGGCGCUGAAUGGCAGCAUUGGCUCAGGCGAGGACGGCUUCAUGAGCUCUGAGAUGGAGUACGACCCAGGCUCACCGCUACCGCCACCAGCCCCAGAUGACCUGCCCCCGCCACCACUCGACAUGUAUUCAGACGGCCAGACCCAGAAGCGCACCAGUCUCCUCAGCCCCUCUCACCCAGCUUCCCCUUCCCCCAUGGCCUCCUCCCCUCCCUCACGCACCAGCCUCUCCCCACCCCCGGCACCUCCUCCUCCCCCACCACCGGGUGGCAUGGAACCCCCACCUCCCCCACCUCCUCCUGGCUGGGACCCAGCCCCACCAGCCUCCAUCCCCGGCCCUAUGACCUCUCCUCCAGCUCCCCCACCUCCACCCAUGCCGGCGGGCAUGGCAGCGCCUCCCCCUCCUCCGCCUGCUGGAGGUGGACCGCCGCCUCCUCCACCUCCUCCUCCUCCGCCCGGCCCUCCGCCUCCUCCCUCGGCUGGGCCGCCUCCUCCCCUGGCCUCCUCCUCCUCUGCGGCUCCGGCGGCACCCAAAGCCCAGCCGGCUCCAGCUCCCGCCCCCGAUGGAAGAAGCGACCUCCUGGCUGCAAUUCGAUCAGGCUUUAACUUGCGUAAGGUGGAGGAGCAGGAGAAGAAGGAGCACAUGAGCAGUGAUAUGGGUAACGAUGUGGCAGCCAUUUUGUCCCGCCGUAUCGCCGUGGAGUGCAGCGAUUCUGAGGACGACUCCUCCGAGUUUGACGACGAUGAGUGGUCCGACUGAGAUGUCUGAGAUGUGUGUGUGUGCGUGUGUCUGUUAUCUUUGGGGUGUUUGUACGUUUCGACAGUGUGUCACAAAAGUCAGUACACCCUUCACAUUUCUGCAGAUGUUUUAAUUAACGGUAUAUCCUUUAUUGGGACAUUAUUUUGUACACAAUGAAAAGUAGUCAGUGUGUACUGUAGCUUUUGUAACAGUUAUUGCUCACUCAAAACAUCUCAACCAUUAGUGUCUAAACCACUGACCACUUUUCACUGUGUCAAACUGUUGUCCCAUAAACAGAUGUACAGUGAUUCAAAGUCUCCAGAGAUGUGAGGGUUGUACUCAAUUUGUUGUUUUUGUGUGUCUGUAUUUGCAUGUGUUCAUGCACAUGAUCUCACCCACACUACCUGUUAUUUUAGCAUACAAUUAACUUUCCAGAGAGACCUGCAGCAUCAUAUUGACAGUGUGUGUUUAUGCAUGUGUGUGUGUGUGGGCGUGUUUGCGUUGGUGGCUUGGUUGUACUGUAUUACAUAAAAUAAGGCCCAGCUCAGCCACCAUUUUCCAUUUACAACUCUCUUACAUUUCCAAAGAGGCUAAGUAGUUUUAAAGUGGCCAGGGGUUAUACUAAGAAGCUGGUUCAAUAGUAAACCAGUUUAAGUUAACAAGGUUGAGGUAAAUCAUCUAAUAGAAGAGCCUGGAGUCCUCUUUUUCUUUAACUAAAUGAUGGCUAUAGGUACAUCUAUUAGCAGGUUUACCACUUCUUGUAGGUUUACCAAGCCUGGUGUAUCACUUAACCAUGUUCUUAGUAUACCCCCCUGAUGUAUGGCAGGGAUGUCCACAGUUCCUCAAGGAAACUGGUAUGUUGGUUUUGUUUUUGUGAAUUGAUGAGACAUUGCGAGGGUGAUUUCUCUAUUUAUUGCCUCAAACCAAAAGCAACUUGCCAUAUUAUGGCAAGAGAGUGGGGUUUUUUUGGGGUAUUUUUCACUUUUUGCAUAACAACUUGUGGUAGAAAUCUUAACCCGUCAAUAUCUAUCAAACAUCUAAGGCUUACUCAGGUUUCCUCAAUUUUCUAGUUCCUAUUUUAAUACUUACUCCCACAGACGGUUAAAGUCGCCAGUAUUAGCUUGUUUCAGGGUUGCUCUUCUCACAGUCUCACAUUGGCUCUAUGUUAAGCCCACUGUAUCGCAGCACUCAUUCACUCACAUGCUUUACAACUGAUAGGCUAUCUGAUUCUUCAGUGUAGGACUUGAGAUAUUCAUCUCCAUUGGAGGCAUUAGCGCUUUGCCGCACUUUCACUUGGUUUUCCGAUGACCUAUUUACUGAUGUGGAGUACCGCGGAUCUUAAUUCACAUCCUCAGCUGAGUGAGUGUUUGUUUGUACUGUAUGUUUGUGUGUGUUGUGUGGAAUAGGUGUUAUGUGUAUAUAUACAUAUCCAUAUUUGAGUCAUCUGACUUUUUUUCGUAUGUUUGGGGAUUAUAUAGCUCUUUCUGAAUUUAUGAAAAUGUUAAUUAUGUACUGUUCAUAAAAGCUUUGAUUACAUAAUAUACUGUACUUCAAAUACACUCUCAACAUUCUGCUACCACUUGACAUGCUCACACCCACACACAUAUACGCACAUGCACGCACGCACGCACACACACACACACACACACACACACACACACACACACACACACACACACACACACACACACACACACACACACACACACACACACACACACACACACACACACACACCUGUACACACACAUACACCUUUACACAUGGAGAAAGUCCCUGUGUGAAGCAUUUAAUGACCUAAUUUGCUAGAGAGAGAGCGAGAAAUCAAACGUUUAAAGCCAAACUGUUUAAUCUAGUCAUUUGUUUUGUAUUAAAAUGCUUAAAAGCCUUGUCUCAUGGGUGAACGUUCCCAGCCGCACCAUUUAUAGACAUGUUGAAAUGUACACAUGCCUAUGGCACCAAUGGCCUUGUCACAAAAUCUUACAUCAUGGGUUUGCAUUUUCAUAUUGCUUGGUGUUGAAUGCAAAGGUGUCCAUCUGGACUACAGGAAGGACAUAAAUAAUCUUGGCUGUAUAAUACUGUGUUGUAGAGCCUGCACCACAGCCCUUCUAGUAGGGUGCAUGGGAACCUGGCACUGGGGCCUAUACACAGAAGCUGGUUCAGGGGUAAACCAGGUUCAGUGAAGAGGUAAAUCAUCUAAUAGAAGAGCCUGGAGUCUUCAUUUUCUUGCGCCUGAACCAGCUUCAUAUCAUUCCCUACUGAUAUCUAAAUAAGAUUGGUGUAAACUGGCUCGAGCAUCCAUUUUGUUCUUUAUAUCUGUAUUCAUUUGAGAUCUGUGCCAUAUGGUCUCCUGAGCCUUACCAGAAGGGACGUGACUUGGGCUCUUUUGUUUAAUUUGACCAUUUUCAAAACAAGCUGAUCCUAGUAAUGUAAUUGGCUAAUUAUUGUACUUUUGCUGUUAGUAGGCAAGGGGUAAGGAAUGCCCAGCAAGGUUUUGUAUUUUUCUGAAGCUGAGAUCGACACCUCUGGGGCCUAUUCCAAGAGCAUAGUUAGGUGAUAAACCUGGCUAAGUUAACCUACAAAGAGUGGUAAAUCUGCUAAUAGAUACCUGUCCAGGUGUCAUUUAGUUAAGCAAAUGGGCUCCGAGCUCUUUUAUUAGUUGAUUUACCACAACCUCCAGGCCAACUUAUCAGCGCUUGCGACUGAAUCAUCUUCGUGGAAUACCCCCCGGGUGUUACUGGCUCUAUUGCCACAGAUGAGCGAUGAUGUUGGGGGACCAAUCCAAAGAUCCAAAGUGCCUUGUAAUGUUACUAAGUGCCUUUCCUAAUACUGUACCUUACUAUUCCAAACCAGGCCAAAGUUUAACACACUGGUCCAAUUAUCUAUGCCAAGUCUGUGAUCAGACAAAAAAUAAUAUUAUGUAUGUUCUGUUUGACUUCUAACAUUUUUUUUGCAUAUUUGUCAAGGCUUUGUAUAUGAUCGAUCAGUUGAGGAAAUUAUAUAAAUAAACAAGAUCAAUUCACACUG